This is a messenger RNA of Bolinopsis microptera, 1936 nucleotides long. RefSeq lists its product as uncharacterized. The record is from RefSeq and is a predicted model, not a curated record. Bases 35 to 1165 code for a protein of 376 amino acids. Lineage: Eukaryota; Metazoa; Ctenophora; Tentaculata; Lobata; Bolinopsidae. The transcript has 9 exons.
AAAAAACCCUGCAGCAGCAGUAACCAGAUCCCAGAUGAGUAUGUCGUGUAAAUCGUGGACUUACCCGGAGACCCAGGCACUGUUGGAUAUCUGGCAGCAGGAGCAUAUACAGACCCAGCUCACUCUCAUGGCAAGGAACAGGCCUGUAUGGGAACAAGUUGCUGAGAUCAUGAAGUAUCGUAAAGGAUUCAACCGAACCGGAGAACAAUGCAAGACCCGUAUCCACACGCUCAAAAUCCGCUACAACAGAGCCAAGAAGUUUGGCUUAUCGGGACCUGAAGCUGAGAAGGAGUGCCCUUUUUACAGACAAUUAGACGCUGUGUUGGGUAAGAACUGGAUUAAGAAACAAGAACUAGAUCACAACUCUCCUCCCUCAUCUACCUCCAACUACACCAACUCCCCGAUCACUUCCCUCUACCCUCUUACUUUCGCUAACGAUAUCGAUAGGCUCAGUCACUCCGGAAUGAUACAGAUCUUACCAAAACCCAUUCCCAAAUACGUAGACACCGCAUUUUCUAAGGUGGGAGGACCUGGGCUGAAGUUACCUUCAGAGAAGCUAGAAGACAUGAUGGGUGAGCACAACAUGUUGAUAAAGAGGAUGUUGUCGAGUCUUACCGGUAAAGUUGCCGACCAACAACAGUUCCUGAAAGAGUCAGAUCAAGCUGGAUUCGAGGAACUCAUCAAGUCUCUCAUAACUUCUCCUUCCACUACCGGACCGGCACAACCCCCGAGAAGCAUCAAAGCAGAUCUCAGUAACCCUACCUCACCCCUCACUCCGUCCACCACUGAACCGGACGAAGCAACUAGUCACGUGACCACACCCACUAGUCAAGUGACCACGCCCACUUUUAGUGAGGAGUUACCUGCGAGCAAGAGACGAAAAGUAGCAGUCAGUGAAUCAGACGAGAAGCUGGUGAUGCUUGGAAGUAUCGCUCAAAUAAUUAACAAUGUAUCGGAACUGAACAAGAACAUUAAAAUGUCUCAGGGUCAGGAGGAUCUGAAGAUGAGGUGGUGGAUGGAGAUGCAGGAGAAGAGAUUCGACCUAGAAAAGGAGCACUUCAAAACCAUGGAGGGACUCUUUUCUAAUCUUAUCAGUUACUUUACAAACGCGGAUGUAAAAUCGGUUUCUGAUUCUCUCUGCUCUGAACCAACCGCUCAAGAAUAGAUGAAUUAUUCUGAGAAACAAUAUUCAAGAAUAUUCCCUGAAAAAUUCGAUGCUCAAGAUCCGUUCUUACUCUGAUAUGUCGCAGUUGAUUUCUCUUUGAUUCCGAAUUAAUUGAACAUUCUGUUACAGAGUGAGAGAAAGUAAAAGAACAAUUCGUGAUUGAAUUAAUUUUCAAGAAAAUAACAGUAGUGCACUAGCAUGAAAAUGUGUCCUGGCCUGUAAAUAGAGUUUUUUAUAUAUUCAUCUAAAUUAUAUAGGUCAGAACAAUUUGUUAUUAAUAAUAAACUAGUAAAAGAUGAAGGUGAGUAUUGCGAUGAAUGCUAUUUAAAGAUAACAGCUCUGAAUGACUUUAAAUCUGUAUCAUAAUUAACAUUAUGAGUAUAAUUAUUGUUGAUGCUGAUCCAUGUUUAAUGAUUGUUCUCAGAAUACAGAAGAUUGAUAUGAUAUGAUUUACGAGUUCUACACUUGUAAAGUGUGUAAGCGCAAUAAAAGUAAACGUGCCAGAUUAAGAGUUAGAAUUUAGAUCACACUAAAGUGUAAGAUAAAGUUUUUGCUACUCAAAAUUUAGUACAAUGUUUUCUGCGGUACAGUUGCUGCAGAUGAUCAGUGAAACAUGAUCAGCUCAUCAGCUUACCAAAUAGGAAAUUGGCAAAUUGCGAAAUACUACUAAUGGUUCAAUUACGAAUGCGAUAUAGUUUUAUUUUUAAAUUUCUUUGAUCCAACAAAAGACACAUGAUUUUACAAUAUUCCAAGUAUUUAUAUUGUCGAUGA